Messenger RNA from Microcebus murinus (gray mouse lemur), 2814 nucleotides. NCBI's taxonomy places the organism in Eukaryota, Metazoa, Chordata, Mammalia, Primates, Cheirogaleidae. The record is from RefSeq and is a predicted model, not a curated record.
GCUCCCGGAGAGGUCUGGGGCGGCUGUGGGGCGCGGUUGGCCGGGAGCCGUGGAGGACUCGGUGCCACGGGCCGACAGGGCCCCGCCAAGUGGUGGGGCCCAGACGCCUACGAAUAGGAAUCGGGAGAAAUGGCUUCCUCUGGAUGCCAUCCGCACGCGCGCUGGGGUGUUACCUUACUUCGAACGCGCUGCCUUGAGGACCCGGCUGACCCGUGCACCUACUGGGGGCUUGGGGCCGAGCCUUCCCGCUGGGAAUAAAGCUGGUCUGCGGGUGCGGAUUGGUGUCCUCCUCCGGAGGGCCGUGGAUUGCCUUGUCUCCGUGUGAUACAGUCAUUGAUUUGAUUGAUUACUUUGGGGACUGCAACGCCUAGAGAGAAAUAGGUUGGAGGGCAUCUGAACCUUCACCUUUGGAUGACCUAGUUUUGUGUUGCAACCUAAUUUUUGUCAAGGGGGACAUUAAAAAAUAAAAAAUCCCCUAAUGAUUAGAAUUUUGAUUUCAAGUCCACGUUUUAGAAAAUUUUUUCAGGAAAGAAAUACUUUGUCUUUUUAAAGCUCUUUAGUUCCUAUUUGUCUCACCCCUUGGGAGUGUAUUGCCAACCCCUCCUCACUCCCGCUCCACUCCCCAACCCACUUUUAAGGUAUUUUCCAAAACUCUGCUCCUAGAAAACUUAAAAGGUGAAAUGAGAGGAGAAAUACAAUAGGGGCUUUUUUAAAAAGAAAACUUUUUAAGGUUGACAUACAUUCAGUAAUAACAUUUCAACUUCAAAACUAUGCUUUCUUUAUUGUGUUUACUGAUAAUCUUAUCAGAAUGCAACAUAAUUUAUGAAUGAUUAAAUGUAAUACCCCAGUUAACAGUGUUAUAUAUUAGUACGUUUCAGCAUCAAAACUAGGAAGAACAACUAGGAAUGGCUGUGGAGGAACUUCAAUCCAUAAUAAAAAGAUGUCAAAUCCUAGGAGAGCAAGACUUUAAAGAAGAAGAUUUUGGCCUAUUUCAGUUAGCUGGUCAAAAAUGCAUAGAAGAAGGGCACAUAGACCAGCUAUUAGAAAUUAUUCAAAAUGAGAAGAAUAAGGUCAUCAUCAAGAAUAUGGGCUGGAAUCUUGUUGGUCCUGUUGUUCGAUGUCUUUUAAGGAAUGAUAAAGAUGAUGAUGAGAGAAAAGUUUAUUUUGUGAUGCUUGAUUUAUUGGUACAGUUAUGUAAUCCAAAGGAAUUAUUGUUGGGUUUGCUUGAACUGAUUGAAGAGCCCUCUGGAAAACAGAUCUCCCAAAUUUUCCUUAUUUUACUUCAGCCAUUACAAACAGUGAUUCAGAAACUUCACAACAAGGCAUAUUCAGUUGGACUAGCAUUGUCUACUCUUUGGAGUCAGCUAUCUCUUCUUCCUGUUCCAUAUUCAAAAGAACAAAUACAAACAGAUGACUAUGGGCUUUGUCAAUGUUGCAAGGCCUUAAUAGAGUUCACCAAACCUUUUGUGGAAGAAGUCAUUGAUGACAAAGAAAACUUACUGGAAGAUGAAAAUGAAAAGCUAAAAGAUGAAUUACUGAAAUUUUGUUUCAAAAGCUUGAAAUGCCCUUUGCUGAUGGCACAAUUCCUUGAACAAUGUGAAGAAGCUGGAAAUGAUCCUUUAAGAUAUUUUGCAUCUGAAAUAAUAGGUUUUUUAUCAGCAAUUGGACACCCUUUCUCCAAAAUGAUUUUUAAUCAUGGAAGGAAAAAGAGGACUUGGGAUUACCUUGAAUUUGAGGAAGAAGAAGACAAACAAUUAGCAGACUCUAUGGCUUCUCUGGCAUAUCUAGUAUUUGUACAGGGCAUCAGUAUUGAUCAGCUUCCAAUGGUCUUAAGCCCCUUGUACCUUUUGCAGUUUAAUAUGGGGCAUAUUGAAGUCUUCUUGCAAAGGUAAGAUCAUUUGAUCAUUUAGAUGGUAUCUCAGAAUCAAAAAGUAGAUCUGCUGGAGAAUGGUUUAUUGAGAAUAGAAGACAACAGUCUACUUUACCAGUACUUAGAAAUAAGAGUUUUCUUACUGUACCUCAGGUAAAUAACUAUGUAUUCUGAUAUUAAAAAUUCCCUUGCUUAUUCUGAACUUAAUAAGGUAAGGAGGAAAAGAGUUUAGCUAUGUUCAUUAUAUAUUAACAAGUUGGAUUCACAGGGCAAUAUACGUUAUUUGGUUUAUUUCAAGUGCUUAUUGAAUACAAGUAAUCACUCAGGUGUGGAGGCCUUUAUUAUUCAAAAUAUCAAAAAUCAAAUUGACAUAUCAUUAAAGAGAACACAUAACAACAAAUGGUUUACAGGACCACAGCUGAUUUCCCUUCUAGAUUUGGUACUCUUUCUCCCAGAGGGUGCUGAAACAGAUUUAUUGCAAAACUCAGAUAGGAUUAUGGCUUCAUUAAAUUUAUUGAGGUAUUUGGUUAUCAAAGACAAUGAAAAUGACAAUCAAACUGGAUUAUGGACAGAACUCGGAAAGAUUGAAAAUAAUUUCUUAAAGCCUCUCCAUACAGGACUUAAUAUGUCAAAAGCACAUUAUGAAGCAGAAAUUAAGAAUAGCCAAGAAAAUACCCAAGAAGUCCAGAAGACUAAAGACCUUUGUUCUAUAACUGUGGGUGGAGAAGAUCUCCCUAAUAUGCCUCCUGAAAUGCAGCUUAAGGUCCUACAUUCAGCUCUUUUCACAUUUGAUUUGAUUGAAAGUGUUCUGGCUCGAGUAGAAGAACUCAUUGAAAUAAAAACAAAGUCUACCUCUGAAGAAAACAUAGGGAUAAAGUGAAAAUUCUACUUCCUAAAUCAAAACUAAUACUGUAUUUCCAUUAAAAACUAAUACUGUAUUUCCA